Lindgomyces ingoldianus is the source of this 873-nucleotide messenger RNA. RefSeq names its product LaeA-like protein. The record is from RefSeq and is a predicted model, not a curated record. The annotation marks the transcript as partial. Gene Ontology annotation, molecular function: methyltransferase activity. The transcript is spliced from 8 exons. Lineage: Eukaryota; Fungi; Ascomycota; Dothideomycetes; Pleosporales; Lindgomycetaceae.
GUCGAGAAUGGACGAUCGUACCAUGGCUUCCGCCGGGGAAUAUACAUGUUCCCGUGUGACGAGCCCGAAAAGGACCGCAUGGACAUUUACCACAAAUUGUUCCUCGUUGCACGAAGAGACCAGCUGCAUCAGGCUCCGAUCCCGCCAAAUUGGGAGCCCCGCAUCCUUGAUUUGGGCUGUGGGACAGGUAUCUGGGCGAUUGACAUGGCAGAUCGUUACUUGAACGCCGAGGUUCUGGGCCUGGACCUGGUCAACAUCCAGCCAGAAAAGAUCCCGCCGAACUUGCGAUUCCGCGUCCCCCGCGAUUACGAGAGCCCGUGGUCCCUAGGCGAAGACUCCUGGGACUUGAUCCAUCUGCGAAUGGCCGCCGGCAGCGUCUCGAGCUGGCCAGAGCUGUACCAGAAGAUCUUCACGCACCUACGGCCGGGCUCUGGAUGGAUAGAGCACGUCGAAAUCGAUCUGGAGCCACGCUGUGACGACCAGACCUUGUCUCCAGAGAGUGCCUUAGUGAAGUGGUACAACUACUUAGCGGAUGCCACUAACCGCGUUUCACGCCCCAUUGCCUACAACCAUCAGACCCGGCAGUUGCUGCAAUCAGCCGGCUUCAUUGACAUUCAGGAGAUCGUCAUCCGCGCACCGUACAAUUCGUGGCCCAACGACCCGCACCAGAAAGAGAUCGGCAGGUGGUACAACUUAGGGAUAACCGAGGGCCUGGAAGCCCUGAGCUUCGCCCCCUUCACAAGGGUCAACCGGUGGGAUGUGAACGAGCACGUCAAACCACUCGUCGAGGCUGUCCGACUCCAGAUAUGUAACAAGAAGAUUCAUGCGUACAACAAUAUUCAUAUCUGGACUGCCAGGAGACCGCAGCAAUGA